GCGCGAAGUGGCGCUUCUCAGAAGCUGUAAAGUCCGAAGUUGUGGCAGACGUAUUUUUAAGAGUUGUAAGAAACCGAGCAAAUAAACAGAAUGGAAGCUAUAAAGAAAAAGAUGCAAGUUUUGAAAGAAGAUAAGGAGAAUGCAGUUGAUCGGGCUGAGGUUGCUGAACAACAGUGUCGUGAUGCCAAUGCACGAGCCGAAAAGGCCGAAGAGGAAGCUCGUAUUCUUCAGCAAAAAAUCCAAUGUCUGGAAAAUGAAUUGGAUUCGGCUCAAGAACUGGUGACUGACGCGAACGCCAGACUGGCCGAAAAAGACAAGUCUCUUCAGAAUGUAGGUUUUUUUUUUUUCAAG
Limulus polyphemus (Atlantic horseshoe crab) is the source of this 351-nucleotide messenger RNA. Its product is annotated as tropomyosin-like. The annotation marks the transcript as partial. The record is from RefSeq and is a predicted model, not a curated record. The transcript is spliced from 2 exons. NCBI's taxonomy places the organism in Eukaryota, Metazoa, Arthropoda, Merostomata, Xiphosura, Limulidae.